Molecule: messenger RNA, 429 nt
Organism: Candidozyma auris
Lineage: Eukaryota; Fungi; Ascomycota; Pichiomycetes; Serinales; Metschnikowiaceae
Product: mitochondrial 54S ribosomal protein mL43
Exons: 1
Coding region: 1-429 (142 amino acids)
Biological process (GO): mitochondrial translation
Cellular component (GO): mitochondrial large ribosomal subunit
Molecular function (GO): structural constituent of ribosome
Source: RefSeq, a predicted model, not a curated record
AUGCCUGUAAAAGCCAUCCCCAAGGGCUCGCUAGCCCGUAACGGUAUCGGGGCAUUUGUCAGACCAUGCUAUAAAGUCACACUUCAAUUUUGCAACUGGGGCGGCUCCUCACAAGGAAUGAGAGACUUCUUGACCACAGAGAAGACGUCAUUGGCCAAAUUUGCCUCGAACUUCAAGGACACUUAUUUUGAAGUCAAGAAACAAGCUGGUCAUCCACAGUUGAUUCUUCACUACAACAACGGGAAAAACCGCAGCGUGGAUGUCAGGAAUCAAAGCAGAUCCGAGAUCAUCAAGAAGCUCUGGGAGAAUUUGCAGAAGAGCGGCAACGAUCCAUUCAAAUUCAAUCAAAAGGUGAUGUCCAACAACGAGUCUGUAAGAGGCGUCUGGUCUCCAUUGCAUGUGGCCAAGGAGAACAGACACAGAAUAUAG